Messenger RNA from Dromaius novaehollandiae (emu), 3081 nucleotides. It is a transcript of the gene IKBKE, whose product is annotated as inhibitor of nuclear factor kappa B kinase subunit epsilon. Gene Ontology annotation, molecular function: ATP binding; protein serine/threonine kinase activity. The record is from RefSeq and is a predicted model, not a curated record. Gene Ontology annotation, biological process: peptidyl-serine phosphorylation. The coding region runs from base 366 to 2528 and encodes 720 amino acids. The transcript is spliced from 21 exons. Gene Ontology annotation, cellular component: cytoplasm. Lineage: Eukaryota; Metazoa; Chordata; Aves; Casuariiformes; Dromaiidae.
CGCCCGGCCUCGGCCGGUGAAUCAGCGGGGCUGGCGCCGGGCGGCUGCGUGCGAGCGGCGGCGGCUGCAACUUGGGGAAUUUCUCGUCCCCGAGCAGGAAGCCGAGCGUUUCCUCCUCUGCUGCCGCCGCCGGUGCUCGUGCUCGCCGGGCUGGUUUUGCAAUCCUAUAGGCCUCGGCCCUCGCGGGGGAGGCGCCUCGCUCCACCUUGCAGCUCCGCGGCCGCUCGCGCUCCCCGCAUCCGUCCGGGCCCGGCCGCCGGUCCGGCAGGUCCCGGUGACGGGGCGCUCGGCUGGUCCCUGCCCAUGCUCGGCCCCGCGCCCGCUCCCCAUCCGCGCCAGCCCCGGGGAGCGGUGCCGCACCGGAGAUGCAGAGCACCCCCAACUACCUCUGGCACACUGAGGACGUCCUGGGCCAGGGAGCCACGGCCUGCGUGUACAAGGCGCGCAACAAGAAAUCAGGAGAGCUGGUUGCUGUGAAGGUCUUUAAUAAUGCCAGCUACCUCAGGCCACAGGAGGUUCAGAUGAGGGAGUUCGAGAUGCUGAGGAAGCUGAACCAUAAGAACAUCGUCAAGUUAUUCGCCGUGGAGGAGACGGGAACCAGCAAGCAGAAGGUGCUGGUGAUGGAGUACUGCUCAAGCGGGAGCUUGCUGAACGUGCUGGAAGAUCCAGCCAACGCCUUCGGCUUGUCCGAGUCGGAGUUUCUCAUAGUGCUGCAGUGCGUUGUGGCAGGGAUGAACCACCUCCGUGAGAACGGCGUUGUCCACAGAGACAUCAAGCCUGGGAACAUCAUGCGACUGAUGGGAGAAGAUGGGCAGAGCAUCUACAAAUUGACAGAUUUUGGGGCUGCCCGAGAGCUGGAUGACGAUGAAAAGUUUGUGUCCGUCUAUGGGACGGAGGAAUAUCUUCACCCAGAUAUGUACGAGAGAGCAGUUCUGCGGAAACCUCAGCAGAAGGCCUAUGGUGUGACUGUGGAUCUGUGGAGCAUCGGGGUGACCUUCUACCAUGCUGCCACCGGCAGCCUCCCCUUCAUCCCCUUUGGCGGACCUCGCAGGAACAAAGAAAUCAUGUAUAAAAUUACCACGGAGAAACCUCCCGGAGCCAUCGCGGGGGUCCAGAGGCAGGAGAACGGGACCAUCGAGUGGAGCUACGAGCUGCCCGCCACGUGCCGGCUCUCUGCGGGGCUGAAGGUUCAGCUGAUACCAAUUUUGGCUAAUAUCCUGGAGGCAGAUCAGGAGAAAUGCUGGGGAUUUGACCAGUUUUUUGCAGAAACCAGUGACAUUUUGCACAGGAUCGUGGUUGAUGUCUUCUCCCUGCAGCAGGCUUCCUUGCACCGUGUUUACAUCCACUCCCACAACACUACCACCAAGUUUUUAGACGCUGUAUUCAAACAAACAAACAUACCUCCUCACCAUCAAGAAUAUUUUUUUGAAGGCCAUCUGUAUGAACUGGAUCCUAACCUACAAGCUCAUAGUUUCUGCAAGACCACGGAGAACAGCCCUCUGACCCUGCUGAGCACCGAGCCGGAGGACCCGGUAGGAGUGAGAUACAGAGACCCGGCGCUCGAGUUCCCCAAGUUCGUCCCCAAGGUGGAUGUCGUCGCGGACUGCGGCACGGCCAAGAGCGCCGUGGGCGCCGCGCACCAGACGCUGUGGAUCGCCCGCUCGCUGCUGCGCUGCCAGGAGCUCGUGCUCAGGGGGCUGCACUGGGUCGCUGGCAGCCUGAAAACCGAGUGCUCGAGGAUUUUGGAGCAGAGACGAGGAGCCCUUUCGUUGCUCACCUGCCUGCAGCUUACGGAGGGGAAGACCCGCGCGCUGUACGAGACCCUUUCUGGGGACGGCGGGACGCCGGCGCUGAAGGAGCUGAGCGGGGUGAAGGCACGGCUGCAGGCGGUGGUGGAGGAUCUCUCGCAGUGCUCCCACGACGUCUUUGACUACCAGGGGCUGCUGGACGGCAUUCUGGCUGAGCUGGCAAAGCACAGGCAGCAAGCCCAGGAAGAUAAAAGCAUCCGGCAGAUCGAGUGCUGCCUGGAGAAGAUGCAGCUCAUACACAAGCAGUUCAAGAAGGCCAGGACGUGUCUGCGGCUGGGCUACAACGAGGAGCAAAUACACAAGCUGGAUAAGGUGAAUCUAGGACACUUGGCCAGGAAGGUUCUGCUGAUUUUCCAGGACGACUGCGUGCAGAAGUACCAGGAGGUCCUGGCUCUCCAUGGGAGCAGAAUGAGGAAAGUCUGUGAGAUAAAGAAACAUCUGAAGAGGCUCAGCAACUGCAUCAGCGCCUGCGGCGUGGCGAUGACGGAGUGCCAGGACUGCCUGCAGCACGCUUUGGACAAGUUUCUCCAAACGGUCCCGCCGGAGAAACGGCAUUUGGCCCCGGUCCCUUCGCCUGCUCAGCUGAACCAGGCACGCCACGACAUGGCUUUUAGGAUGCAGGAGCUCCUGGAGCAGAUGAAAUCCGUCACCUGCGACCUCCAGUUCAACAACAGCGUCAUCGAGCGGUUAAGCGGGGCUGCUCCCGCGCCGGGUAUCUGAGAGAAGCGGCGGAUUGGCAGCUGCUGAAGCGAGCGGUGCUUUCCGCAGAAGGGACACGAACGGCACUUUGGGUCGAGCGCAGCGGAGGACUCGACGCUCGUGCUUCAGGAGCGCUCCUUGUCCUACCUCUGCUCCCGCGUUUUUGCACAGUUCACCAGCAUUAGCUUCGGUUUGCAAGCCUUGAGCGUGAAAUUUGCCCUGUCGGCGUGGCGGGGACAGUGCACCUGAUGGACGAGGGGCCUGGUCCAGCCCUGGCUGGCCUCACCGGAGACCUCAGCGCAGGAAGGCGGGCGCCGGCGAAGCCCCGCUGCAGCGGCCGCCGCUCGCGCGUCCGUCGGUCCGUCCCCACCCGAGCCGCGCGCUGGCACUGCCGAUGGCUGCGGGAAUGGGGAGCCAAGGGAGGUUUCUCUUUUGGGGGGAUAUUUCCAUAAAUGUACCGAGGUCUGUGUCUGUGCACGAGUGCACGCGUGCUCCAAACAACGCUGUGCUGAGAAUACACUCCUGUCCUCACCGGGGCUGUUAAUAAACGCCGAGGCAAAAGCUCAGAAGUGAA